AACGUUUUGUUUUAAAAUCUUAGAACAUUUGUGUUUGAAUUAAUGACACAUAAUGAGUUCUGAUGAUGUGGAAAAUGAUACGCGAUAUAACCAUUUACAUUUUUUGCUGGGACUGGGGCUAGCGAUAUCAUCGAGUAUAUUUAUUGGUUCAAGUUUUAUUAUAAAGAAAUUAGCAUUAAAGAAAAUAAAUGCCCUUGGAAAUGUAAGGGCAUCAGCAGGAGGCUAUGGAUAUUUAAAGCAAUGGAUGUGGUGGUUGGGGUUAACUACAAUGGGUAUUGGUGAAGCGGCAAAUUUAUUAGCUUAUGCAUUUGCACCUGCGGCAUUGGUAACUCCAUUGGGAGCUCUCAGUGUUCUUGUGGCUGCUGUACUUUCAUCAAAGUUUUUACAUGAAAAACUUAACUUCAUUGGAAAGAUUGGGUGUUUCCUUUGUAUAAUUGGGUCAAUAAUUUUUGUUAUACAUUCACCAAAAACAGAAGAAGUUCAGGAAUUUUCAGAUUUGAAUAAUAUGUUAUUUGAUUUUCUUUUCAUAUCUUAUGUCCUUUCAAUUUUUGUUAUGACUGUGAUAGUCAAGAUAGUGUUUGUCCCAAGGUUUGGUAAUAGCAAUGUUGUUGUUUAUUUAUUGAUAUGUUCUGGUGUUGGGAGUUUGACUGUUGUAUUUUGUAAAGCAGUGGCACUUGGUGUUAAAGAAACUAUUGAAGGUGGCACCAAUAAUUUCAAUAAUUAUAUAUUCUGGUUGCUGGUAUUGUUAUCAGUGUCUUGUAUAAUGGUGCAAAUGAAUUAUUUAAAUAAAUCUUUAGACAUAUUUAAUACUAGUAUUGUAACACCAAUUUAUUAUGUAAUAUUUACUGUAUUAGUUAUAAUUUCUUCUGGUAUACUGUUCAAAGAAUGGGAAAAAAUUGAUGUUAGGGAUAUGUUAGGUUGUGUUUGUGGUUUUUUCAUAUUAAUGGUAGCAGUGUUCACUUUGAAUGCAUUCAAAGAUGCUCAUUUAACAUUUAAAGAUUUAAAUUUAAAUGCAAGAAGAAGAAAUUCUACAAAUGUUGAUCCAUCUAAUAACUUUGUGAUUACUUUCCAAAGAACAAGAAGUCAUGAAAGUACCAAUUAAAGGAAAUGUUUUUUAUUAUGUAGAUUUAAGUA
This is a messenger RNA of Papilio machaon (common yellow swallowtail), 1134 nucleotides long. RefSeq names its product magnesium transporter NIPA2 (gene spict). Gene Ontology annotation, cellular component: membrane. The record is from RefSeq and is a predicted model, not a curated record. Gene Ontology annotation, biological process: magnesium ion transport. The transcript has 3 exons. Gene Ontology annotation, molecular function: magnesium ion transmembrane transporter activity. NCBI's taxonomy places the organism in Eukaryota, Metazoa, Arthropoda, Insecta, Lepidoptera, Papilionidae. Bases 53 to 1102 code for a protein of 349 amino acids.